CCAAGACGGUACUCCCCUUAAUGUACAACCGUUGAUAAGCUACACAAGACUGCUUCACAAUCAAAGACGGCUUUUCCAGAUGAAUACGCACGUGCCAAGUGAUCAGAGCUUACGUCAUCGUCUUGGGCUGCAUCUGUACACGUGCCUUCAUAUUGAACAAACAUCAACUCACAAUGGCAGCACCAAGGAACUCAUUGCGUGGCUUUCUCACGCAUGCGAAGAGUGCUUUGCGCUCCGCUAUCAGCUCGAACCAGAAGGUCACUCUGGUCAUUGGCAAUGAGUCCGCCGAUCUCGACUCGAUGACUUGUCAGAUUUUAUACGCUUAUGUUCGCUCUAUGGCACCGCCGAAGAAUGCUUUCACGCCUCUAUACUUACCCGUGACCAACAUACCAGCUUCUGGCAUCAGCAUGAGGCCCGAGUUCCUAGCAGUGUUCAAACAUGCAAACAUCGAGCCGGCACAUCUGAUCACACUCGAUGACCUCCCGGCACUUUCAGAGAUCCAGGCUAGGCUAAAGCCUGAAAACACUAAGUGGAUUUUGGUAGACCACAAUGCACUCCAAGGCCAGCUUGGCAAGAUCUACUCCAGUCGUGUGCAGGGUGUCAUUGACCAUCAUGACGACGAAGGGAGGGUACCCAAAAACACGGGCGAUGAGCCUCGCAUCAUCGAAAAGAGUGGAAGUUGCACAAGCCUGAUCACAGACUACAUCCGACCCACGUGGGACAUGUUGUCGGGCUCUGCCCUGUCUUCGGGCGCUGCCCACGCCCAAGGCGACAGUAUGUCGGACGACGAUGCCGUUGUCAAACAAUGGGAUGCAAGUGUUGCCCAAUUGGCAUUGGCGAGUAUCCUCAUCGAUACAUCGAAUCUUCAGGACAAGAACAAGACUACCGAUCAUGACCGCAAGGCUGUUGAAUAUCUCGAGACAAAGAUUUUGCUUUGCCCCCAGCUGGUAACGAGCUUUGACCGCACAGCGUUCUAUGAAGCCAUCGACGCAGCGAAGAAGGACAUAGGACCGCUAAAACUACAAGACAUACUACAAAAGGACUAUAAGGAAUGGGACCAGGAUGACGGUCAGAAGCUCGGUAUCAGCUCAAUCGUCAAGCCUAUCUCUUUUCUGAAAAACAAAGCCGACGAAGAAGCAUCCUCAUCCUCACCCAAAGCUUUCCUCGAGCAGUUGCAAUCCUUCGCAAAAGACCACAGCCUCGACUUAUACAGCAUCAUGACCACAUCAACCUCUCAAGGUGGAGACUUCCAGCGCGAGCUCCUCGUUUGGGCCUUCAACGACAAGGCUGCAUCUUGGGCGAGGUCCUUCGCGGAGAACUCGCGGGAGGAACUUGGGCUCGAAGACUGGGAUGGAGACGAGGACGUGGCGAGUAGCGAGGGCCACGGGCAGUGGAGAAGAGUAUGGUGGCAGCGACAAGUGCAACAUAGUCGAAAACGUGUCGCGCCGUUGCUGAGGCAAGCUCACAGUUGACUUGACCAGUACACUG
Macroventuria anomochaeta is the source of this 1488-nucleotide messenger RNA. RefSeq names its product DHH phosphoesterase. Gene Ontology annotation, cellular component: cytoplasm. The transcript has 2 exons. The record is from RefSeq and is a predicted model, not a curated record. NCBI's taxonomy places the organism in Eukaryota, Fungi, Ascomycota, Dothideomycetes, Pleosporales, Didymellaceae. Gene Ontology annotation, molecular function: exopolyphosphatase activity. Bases 174 to 1472 code for a protein of 432 amino acids.